ACCUUGCUCCCUGUGAGGGCGUCACAGCCACAGGUGGAGUCCUGCCGCUCACCUGCUGUUUCCAGGAAAUGAAGCUUUGAUCCAUAUCCCACACCGCAGCGGCAGCUAUCGCAAAGAUAACAACACGAGCAUGACUGUGUCCUGGAAACCAUGGACUGCACUCUUCUACAUCUUAUUUAAGUGUUCAACCGGAGUGUCGCAACAGUUCCAGCUGGAGCCUCUGAAUUCAACAGUGCUGCAGGGCUCUGAUGUGCGAUUCAAGGCCACCGUGGAGGGAGUCUGGAAGGUCAUGACCUGGGACGUCCGAGACUUUCAGGUUCUCACUUUCACUGUAAAUGGUACCAUACUCCGAUCGUCUCCGCGGUUCUCUGCUGGAUUCUGCUCCGCUGGUGAUAAGACCUGUGUGGAGUUCAUCAUCCAUUCUGUCACCCGCAAAGAGACUGGGCCGGUCGAAUGCACUGUGCAGGGGGAGUAUGGAUCCAAGACGGCGCAGCUUAACGUUCAAGAGGGAGGUACAGUCCACAUCACGGGAGGGGAUGUGACCGUGGUGCAGGACCAGCUAGUGGAGUUCCAGUGUGUAUCAGCUGCUUGGUUCCCCACGCCUACAGUUACCUGGAUGCAAAAUGAUCAAGCUGUAGACAGCAGCCUGUACAACACCAGCAGCAUGGCGGAUGCGGAUUUCUUUAACGCCACCAGCGUCCUCAAGUUACAGGCAGUCAGAAACGCCACAGUGGAGUGUCGGGCAACUGUGCCAGCACUAACAAACCCACAGUCCAGCUCUGUCUUCAUGGUGGUUGCAGUGUCGCAACAGUUCCAGCUGGAGCCUCUGAAUUCAACAGUGCUGCAGGGCUCUGAUGUGCGAUUCAAUGCCACCGUGGAGGGAAUCUGGAAGGUCAUGAGCUGGGACGUCCGAGACUUUCAGGUUCUCACUUUCACUGUAAAUGGUACCAUACUCCGAUCCUCUCCGCGGUUCUCUGCUGGAUUCUGCUCCGCUGGUGAUAAGACCUGUGUGGAGUUCAUCAUCCAUUCUGUCACCCGCAAAGAGACUGGGCCGGUCGAAUGCACUGUGCAGGGGGAGUAUGGAUCCAAGACGGCGCAGCUUAACGUUCAAGAGGGAGGUACAGUCCACAUCACGGGAGGGGAUGUGACCGUGGUGCAGGACCAGCUAGUGGAGUUCCAGUGUGUAUCAGCUGCUUGGUUCCCCACGCCUACAGUUACCUGGAUGCAAAAUGAUCAAGCUGUAGACAGCAGCCUGUACAACACCAGCAGCAUGGCGGAUGCGGAUUUCUUUAACGCCACCAGCGUCCUCAAGUUACAGGCAGUCAGAAACGCCACAGUGGAGUGUCGGGCAACUGUGCCAGCACUAACAAACCCACAGUCCAGCUCUGUCUUCAUGGUGGUUGCAGUGUCGCAACAGUUCCAGCUGGAGCCUCUGAAUUCAACAGUGCUGCAGGGCUCUGAUGUGCGAUUCAAUGCCACCGUGGAGGGAGACUGGAGGGUCAUGAGCUGGGACGUCGGAGACUUUCAGGUUCUCACUUUCACUGUAAAUGGUACCAUACUCCGAUCCUCUCCGCGGUUCUCUGCUGGAUUCUGCUCCGCUGGUGAUAAGACCUGUGUGGAGUUCAUCAUCCAUUCUGUCACCCGCAAAGAGACUGGGCCGGUCGAAUGCACUGUGCAGGGGGAGUAUGGAUCCAAGACGGCGCAGCUUAACGUUCAAGAGGGAGGUACAGUCCACAUCACGGGAGGGGAUGUGACCGUGGUGCAGGACCAGCUAGUGGAGUUCCAGUGUGUAUCAGCUGCUUGGUUCCCCACACCUACAGUUACCUGGAUGCAAAAUGAUCAAGCUGUAGACAGCAGCCUGUACAACACCAGCAGCAUGGCGGAUGCGGAUUUCUUUAACGCCACCAGCGUCCUCAAGUUACAGGCAGUCAGAAACGCCACAGUGGAGUGUCGGGCAACUGUGCCAGCACUAACAAACCCACCGUCCAGCUCUGUCUUCAUGGUGGUUGUUCCCAAGCCUCCUGACUGGACUGUGCUGAUAGCUGUGGUCGUGUCUUUUGGAGGGCUUGCUCUGCUGGUGUUACUCAUCCUGGGAAUCAUCUUCUGCUAUAAACGCAAGAAAGAAAAAGAAUCCAGCUACCAAGAUGAAAUGAGGAGAGCGAGGACACAGAGCCAGAUAAGUGAUGCAAGUGCAGCUGGACAGAGACAUGGUCAAGUGAAUGCAGGAUAUGUGGUGGAAGGUCAUACAAGUGUCGCUCCCAGUGAACUAACUGACAGUAGCGUUUGCCAGGCGAAUGGCCCCAGUAAUUACGAGAUGCCUGAUAUUUUGAACAGCAACCAGGGAGGAAAUGGCUACAACAGUGCCUACAACACUAUGGAUGAAUCAGGCUACAGGAAACACAGACAUGUUACCAUUGUGUAGGGAAGGACAGAAAAACCACAAACGACAAAGUUGCACUGCAGCCUGAGACCCGACUUCCCCUCGGCUCUGAAGACAGGAGCUAGGUGGGAGGAAGGACUGAAUCUGAACAGACUGGUGGCACAGCAGACCACCAACAUUUAGCACAAAGAACAAAUCAAUGACACACAACUGUCGCAGCAUUUGACACUGCACCAGCGUAACUGCUGGUUUGCUUGUUCUCAUAUGAAUGCGUCACAGGACAGGUGCCAUAUAAAAAAAUGAAAUAUCAAACCAUAUAUUUUGGAUUUUUAUUGAGGUGUUAUGUGAUCCAGUUUAAAAUUAUACAAACGCAUAAUCAAUCAUUAAACUCUGUCACACAUUGCAAUAUGUGGUAACAUAUGUGUUACCAUGAAAAAAAAACCACGUAUGAACUGUGAAAAAGGGAAUUUUCAUUUAUAAUUUAUUAUUGAACUGUAUGACUGCAUAAACAUACAUAUGCAAAUAGAGUACAUAAAACUUUAACUUUAAUUUCUCUGAGUGUUUUCUUGUCACCCGCAAAUAGGGGAAAUAUCAUGUAUGGUAUUUCCUUGCUAUCAUGCUGCACUGGACAGUGUCAUGAUCCGAACUCUUGAAAGACUUUCCUUUUUUCCCUGUGGACUUUUUUAAUGCUUUGAUUUACCCUUCCUUUUGUGUCUCUGCCUUAUUUAAGUUACCUUUUGUUAUCCCUUGUGUUUAUUGAAGCUUCAGAAAACAUUCAUUUCCUGUUCUCCCGUCUUUUGUUUGUCUUUUUACAGAUCAUGUAUUAUCCCUCUGUAAUGCUAUAGUUACCCAGGACCAAGAAACCCAGUUUUUUUCGUGUUCUUACUGACAAACAAAUAUACCACCCGAUGUUUCAUUUUUAUUGGUGGGUGGGUCUUCAGUGCCCCCUUGCUUCUGAUUGGCUAUGAUUGCACUGUACUCUUCAAAAAAAAAGCACUACCUCCUUGCCUUCAGACAGUGCAAUGUCAACACUAAUAUAGAUGGAUGGAUGGAUGGAUUGACUGGCCAUGCCGUUUUCAUUUUUUAUUAUGCUCUUAUUGAGAGGUGCCACACAUAAUUAUUUAAUUACCUACAGUGUCAAUGUUUCUCAUAUCAGAUGAACGCUCUGUCUUUCAUUUAAUUUAGUUAAUCUGUAUUGUUGUGUCUGUCAUUAUUGAUUUUAAUUAAUCUAUAUUGUCUGUUGUGUCAGUCGUGUCUAAUGAUGCCGAUAUUUGUUUGAUGUUACUGACACUGUUGAAUUGAGCUUUUGGUUCAAAAGUAAUGCAACAGAGUUUUAUUGUAUUGCCUUCUCAUGUGCAGCUGAGUAAUUGCACAGCAUCAUUCUUGAAAAUUAAACACUUGGUAAGUUUUCUUCA
This is a messenger RNA of Scophthalmus maximus (turbot), 3795 nucleotides long. It is a transcript of the gene igsf5a, whose product is annotated as immunoglobulin superfamily, member 5a. Gene Ontology annotation, biological process: cell-cell adhesion. The record is from RefSeq and is a predicted model, not a curated record. The transcript is spliced from 13 exons. Bases 131 to 2422 code for a protein of 763 amino acids. NCBI's taxonomy places the organism in Eukaryota, Metazoa, Chordata, Actinopteri, Pleuronectiformes, Scophthalmidae.